CGCCGGGCAGUUCGCGCGGGAGCCGGGCGCAGAAGCGCGGAGGCUGCAGGUCGGUGGGAACGGAAGCGCCUGUAGGGCGGAGGGGAAGCCAGGAUGGCGACUCCGAGUAGGAAGACGUCGACCUCAAGCUCCCUGGCCUCCAAGAGAGCUCUCCCGAGGGAUCCUUCGUCGGAGGUCCCGAGCAAGAGAAAGAGCUCGGCCCCUCCGGCGCCGCCGCCGCCGCCACUGCCGCUGCAAUCGUCCAGGCCUUUCGUGGAAGGCUCUAUCGUCCGCAUCGUGAUGGAGAACUUCUUAACGUAUGAUAUCUGUGAAGUAUCUCCUGGACCCCAUCUGAAUAUGAUUAUUGGAGCUAACGGCACAGGAAAGUCUAGCAUCGUGUGUGCCAUUUGUCUUGGAUUAGCAGGCAAACCUGCUUUCAUGGGACGGGCAGAUAAGGUUGGUUUUUUUGUGAAGAGAGGAUGUUCCAAAGGAAUGGUUGAAAUUGAAUUGUUCAGAACUUCUGGAAAUCUUGUAAUCACCCGUGAGAUUGAUGUGGCAAAAAAUCAGUCUUCUUGGUUCAUCAACAAAAAAUCUACAACCCAGAAAGUAGUAGAAGAGCAAGUUGCAGCCUUAAACAUUCAAGUGGGCAAUCUUUGCCAGUUUUUACCUCAGGAUAAAGUUGGAGAAUUUGCUAAACUGAGUAAAAUUGAACUCCUUGAAGCUACUGAGAAGUCUAUUGGUCCUCCAGAAAUGCACAGAUACCAUUGUGAACUCAAAAACUUCAGGGAGAAAGAAAAACAACUAGAGACCUCAUGCAAAGAGAAAACUGAGUAUCUAGAGAAAAUGAUUCAGAGGAAUGAAAGGUAUAAACAAGAUGUGGAGCGGUUCUAUGAACGUAAGCGACAUUUAGAUUUGAUUGAGAUGCUUGAAGCUAAAAGGCCGUGGGUGGAAUAUGAAAAUGUUCGUCAGGAGUAUGAAGAAGUAAAACUAGCUCGAGACCGAGUGAAGGAAGAGGUGAGAAAACUUAAAGAAGGGCAGAUCCCUAUGACCCGUCGAAUUGAAGAAAUUGAGAGGCAGCGUCACAUUUUGGAGGCUCGAAUCAAAGAGAAGGCAACAGAUAUCAAGGAGACCUCUCAAAAAUGCAAACAAAAGCAAGAUAUUAUAGAAAGGAAAGAUAAGCAGAUUGAGGAACUGCAGCAGGCAUUAACCGUAAAACAGAAUGAAGAACACGACCGCCAGAGGAGGAUAAGUAACACUCGGAAGAUGAUUGAGGAUUUGCAGAAUGAACUGAAGACCGCAGAAAACUGUGAGAAUCUUCAGCCCCAGAUUGAUGCCAUUACAAACGAUUUGAGACGAGUUCAAGAUGAAAAGGCAUUAUGUGAAGGCGAGGUAAUUGAUAAGCGAGGAGAGAAGGAGAGCCUAGAGAAGGAGAGAAAGAGUGUGGGUGAUAAUAUUGUACGAUUUGACAAUCUUAUGAAUCAGAAGGAAGAUAAGCUGCGACAAAGAUACCGUGACACAUACGAUGCUGUUUUAUGGCUAAGAAGUAACCGGGACAAAUUUAAGCAAAGAGUCUGUGAGCCUAUAAUGCUCACGAUCAAUAUGAAAGAUAAUAAAAAUGCCAAAUAUAUUGAAAACCAUAUCUCAUCAAAUGACUUGAGAGCUUUUGUAUUUGAGAGUCAAGAAGAUAUGGAGGUUUUUCUCAAAGAGAUUCGUGACAAUAAAAAAUUAAGAGUAAAUGCUGUUAUUGCUCCCAAGAGCUCAUAUGCAGACAAAGCACCUUCAAGAUCUCUGAAUGAGCUAAAACAGUAUGGAUUUUUCUCUUACUUGCGAGAGUUAUUUGAUGCACCUGAUCCUGUCAUGAGCUUCCUUUGCUGCCAUUAUCAUAUUCAUGAAGUUCCUGUAGGAACUGAAAGGACCAGAGAAAGAAUUGAACGGGUAAUACAAGAAACCCGGUUAAAGCAAAUGUAUACAGCAGAAGAAAAGUAUGUGGUGAAAACUUCCUUUUAUUCAAAUAAAGUUAUUUCUAGUAACACAUCCCUAAAAGUAGCCCAGUUUCUCACAGUCACUGUGGAUCUAGAGCAAAGAAGACACUUAGAAGAACAGCUAAAGGAAAUUAAUAGAAAAUUGCAAGCAGUGGAAGCAGGGUUGAUUGCCCUAUGUGAGAGAAACAAACAUCUAGAACACAAAGACAAUGAGCUUAGACAAAAGAAGAAGGAGCUGCUUGAAAGGAAAACCAAGAAAAGACAAUUGGAACAAAAAAUUAGCUCCAAACUAGGAAGUUUAAAGCUGAUGGAACAGGAUACUUGCAACCUUGAAGAGGAAGAGCGAAAAGCAAGUACCAAAAUCAAAGAAAUAAAUGUUCAAAAAGCAAAACUUGUUACUGAAUUAACAAACUUUGUAAAGAUUUGUACUUCUUUGCAUAUUCAAAAAGUUGAUUUAAUUCUUCAAAAUACUACAGUGAUCUCUGAGAAGAACAAAUUAGAAUCUGAUUACAUGGCUGCUUCAUCACAACUCCGUGUCACAGAGCAACACUUCAUUGAGCUGGAUGAAAGUCGACAGAGAUUAUUGCAGAAAUGUAAGGAGUUGAUGAAGAGAGCUAGGCAAGUAUGUAACCUGGGUGCAGAGCAGACGGUUCCUCAAGAAUACCAGACACAAGUACCCACCAUUCCAAAUGGACACAACUCCUCACCCCCCAUGGCUUUCCAGGAUCUUCCAAACACAUUGGAUGAAAUUGAUGCUUUAUUAACUGAAGAAAGAUCAAGAGCUUCUUGCUUCACAGGACUGAAUCCGACAGUCGUUGAAGAAUACACAAAAAGAGAAGAAGAAAUAGAGCAAUUAACUGAGGAACUAAAGAUAAAGAAAGUCGAACUGGAUAAAUACAAGGAAAACAUUUCACAGGUAAAAGAAAGGUGGCUUAAUCCUUUAAAAGAGCUCGUAGAAAAAAUUAAUGAAAAAUUCAGCAAUUUUUUCAGUUCUAUGCAGUGUGCUGGUGAAGUUGAUCUACAUACAGAAAAUGAGGAAGACUAUGAUAAAUACGGAAUUCGCAUCCGAGUCAAGUUCCGCAGCAGCACACAGCUGCACGAGCUGACCCCACACCAUCAGAGCGGUGGUGAAAGAAGUGUUUCCACCAUGUUGUACUUGAUGGCGCUUCAGGAGCUUAAUCGAUGUCCGUUUAGAGUCGUGGAUGAAAUCAAUCAGGGAAUGGACCCGAUCAAUGAACGGAGAGUGUUUGAAAUGGUUGUAAAUACCGCUUGUAAAGAAAAUACAUCUCAGUACUUCUUUAUUACACCAAAGCUCCUGCAAAAUCUUCCUUAUUCAGAAAAGAUGACUGUAUUGUUUGUCUACAAUGGUCCUCAUAUGUUGGAACCUAACAGAUGGAACUUAAAGGCUUUCCAAAGGCGGCGGCGCCGUAUCACGUUCACUCAACCUUCUCAGUAAAAGGAAAAACAUACUGGGCUUCGAAAAUGGUAGCAGAACGUCUUUGAAAUGCCACAAGAUGGACACUAGAUGAUACAACGUGCAACCAAAAGAUUGACAAAAAAAUCAAGUAAUAAGGGUUUUUAAGGAAUAACCCUGUAAAGUGUGUGUGGGUUUGGUUUUGUUUUAAUUUAAAGUCAAUUGUAUUUUACAUCUUCAAUUUCUAAAAGCAUUUUUAUAAUUAUUUUUAGUAAGAUUUUUUUCUUAAGAUUUCAUAUACUGGUUUCUACAAUUUAUAUUUGAAAUUUCUCAGUGUUAUGUCAAGAAUGAGGGAAGCACUGAUGUGUUUUAAAACAUGUUUCUAGAACCUAAGCUUUCAGGUCCUUCCUUACAGUGUUGCUCCUAUCCCAUUGUCUUAAAAAAAAAUCUAGUUUAAACUGAGCAGGAAAGAAUUAGAUGAGAGAAUCAUUUAUCUCUAAGUUACACUAAUUAACAGUGCCAAAACAAAUUCUAUUCUUCUAAAAAAUAAAGCUUGUGAGAUAGUGGACUAAUCCAAGAACAUGUCUCUGAACAGCAAAUUGGAUCUGUGCCAGAAAUGACAAAAUUUUUUUUUUUUUUACUUGACAGCGUGAAUAAAUUGAAGAGUUGCCCUUAAUUUGGGUUUUGUAGAUUCAUAAAUAGCCAUGGAAAUUUAUAUUCUUAUUAGGUCAAAAAAUAAUGAACUGUAAGUCUUUACCCUCUCACUUGGACAUUUUCUCUUUAAAAAGGUAAUUUUUUCUUGAAAAAAAUUUUAAAAGAGCUUUCUCCUCUUAGCCUAUUGCAUGUAUUAUGAAAAUAUUUUAAAAUAACAUUUUUACUAUGUAACAACUCAUGUAAAACAUUGAAAAACUUGGUAACCUAUUAGUAAGUGGAUGUUGUUACCAAAUGUUUCUGUUGUUUAAUACUUUGUUUUCCACCAAAAUAUCUUUAAUAUGUGCUUACUGUCAUUUGUUUAUUGUCUGAGUUAGUGCUGGUCAUCUUAUUUCUGCAAAAUGAUUAUCAGUGUGAAAAGGAGCUUGAAGAUGAGGCGUGUUUGGGGGAAAAAAAAUGGUCAAGUACAUUUCAGUUUACAUAGGCAGUAAUUACUCCAUACCUUGUUUGUAAGCAUUUUAUAUUUCUCUACUGGACAAAGUUAAUACUUAGUUUUACAUUGGGUUUUGAGCUGUAAAGGAAAAAUUAUGUAUCAUUUUAACAUACUAAUAAGUCUAACACAUUAUAUUCUCAGCCACUUAAAACUUCAUAUAUUUUCUGCAGAAGUUGAUUUCUAAUUACAUACAAAUUGUAAAAACGCCAAGUGAAAGUCUGAUUUGAUUAAUAAAAUAUUUAAAACCUGAAGGUGACAGGUAUUUUUAAUGAGAAAAUCUUCACUGAUUUGCCUAAGGAGAGUCUCUAUUCACAGAUUUUUAGUGUUCAAAGUAAGAAAGAUUUUUUUGCUGCUUUCUGAUUUUUUGGACAAGUGCUUAUUUUCUUUGGCAUAUGAAUCUUUAGUAUGUGAAAAAUGUAAUUUUGUCCUGCUAUUGUGUGUGUGUGUGUGUGUGUGUGUGUGUAACUGGGGAAAAAAUUCUCUGUGGGAAAUGCUACUUUGUUGGUAAUA
This is a messenger RNA of Zalophus californianus (California sea lion), 5029 nucleotides long. RefSeq names its product structural maintenance of chromosomes 5 (gene SMC5). Bases 94 to 3417 code for a protein of 1107 amino acids. The transcript has 26 exons. Gene Ontology annotation, molecular function: ATP binding; ATP hydrolysis activity. NCBI's taxonomy places the organism in Eukaryota, Metazoa, Chordata, Mammalia, Carnivora, Otariidae. Gene Ontology annotation, biological process: double-strand break repair via homologous recombination. Gene Ontology annotation, cellular component: Smc5-Smc6 complex. The record is from RefSeq and is a predicted model, not a curated record.